Messenger RNA from Adineta ricciae, 2259 nucleotides. The record is from the annotation of a GenBank genome assembly. NCBI's taxonomy places the organism in Eukaryota, Metazoa, Rotifera, Eurotatoria, Adinetida, Adinetidae.
AUGACACUUGUUUUCAUACGAUAUCGAUUAUUAACCAGAUUUAAUUCGAUCAUAUUCGAUUAUGUUUAUUCUUGGCUAUUAAGCAAUUCUUUUCCACCACCAACGUGUGCUGCUGUUGUCCAAGCAAUAGGUUUUGUUCGUGAGAACGAGUCGACUAAUCGUAUAUCGACAGUAUUACAGCAAACAAUGUCGGAGCAAGGAAGUAAAAGAAUGGAUUCGAGUGUAUCGAGAGAAAAUGCUUCGUUGGGAUCAAGUGAACGUCCACAAGGUUUCGCACGACGUGGCGCUCUAAGACAAAAGAAUGUUAUUAUCGUUAAAAAUCAUCAAUUUAUUCCAAGAUUUUUCAAAACACCAACGUUUUGUUCACACUGUCGGGAUUUCAUCUGGGGUUUUGGUAAACAAGGACUGCAAUGUCAAAUUUGUUCACUUGUUGUUCACAAACGUUGUCAUGAAUUUAUCAGUUUUGCUUGUCCUGGUGUUGAUAGAGGAGCUGAUUCUGAUGCACCACGAAAUGUUCAUAAAUUUCAAACACAUACGUACACUUCGCCGACAUUCUGUGAUCACUGUGGUUCUCUCCUGUACGGUCUCAUACAUCAAGGUUUGAAAUGUCAAUGUUGUGAUAUGAAUGUUCACAAAAAUUGUCGAACAUUUGUGCCGGAAUUGUGUGGUCUCGAUCAUACCGAACGUCGUGGACGAAUACGCAUCAGCGUCAAGUAUGAAUCGGAAAACAAAUUACGGAUUGAAAUAGGUGAAGCAAAAAACUUAAUUCCAAUGGAUCCAAAUGGAUUGAGCGAUCCAUAUGUUAAAAUCAAAUUGAUUCCCACGACACCGGGUGCUAGUGCAAGGCAAUUUCAAACGAAAUAUAAAACAAAGGUCAUACGUGGAACAUUAAAUCCACUUUGGAAUGACAAUUUUACGAUUGAUCUAGUCGAUGAUGAUAGAGAUAAGCGAUUGUUAAUUGCUGUUUGGGAUUGGGAUCGAACGUCGAGAAAUGACUUUAUGGGUUCACUUUCAUUCGGUGUUUCGGAAUUAAUGAAAGAAUCAGUCGAAGGAUGGUUCAAAUUAUUAAGUCAAGAAGAAGGUGAUUUCUAUGCAGUACCGGUAUCUACGGAGGAAAAUUUAAUAAAAAUGCGACAAACAAUUCAAUCUCGUACAUCAUUACCACCUUUACCAACUGAUAAAAGUCGAUUAGCAGCAGCUGCUGGCGGCGAAAUUUUGAUUCGCUCGACAUCUCAUGUCAGUCCGAUUAAAGAAACAGAUUUUCAUUUUAUUAAAGUACUCGGCAAAGGUUCAUUUGGUAAAGUUGUACUAGCUGAACGGAAAGGAACAACAGAUGAAUUAUAUGCAAUAAAAAUCCUGAAGAAGGACAUGAUCGUUCAAGAUGAUGAUUUGGAAUGUAUCAUGAUUGAAAAACGUGUGUUAUUAUUACAUGACAAACCUCAAUUUCUAGUUCAGUUACAUUCCUGUUUUCAAUCAGAAGAUCGGUUGUUCUUUGUCAUGGAAUUUGUUAAUGGUGGUGAUCUGAUGUAUCGAAUACAACAUGAAGGAAGAUUUAAAGAGCCAGUGGCUUGUUUUUACUCGGCUGAAAUUGCAAUUGGCCUUUUCUAUUUACACAGCAGGGGAAUCAUUUACAGAGAUCUUAAAUUAGAUAAUGUUCUGCUCGAUAGAGAAGGACACAUAAAAAUAGCUGAUUUUGGAAUGUGCAAAGAUGGAAUCAUCAAUGAUGCGAAAACAUCCACCUUUUGUGGAACACCAGACUACAUUGCUCCUGAGAUCGUGCUCUAUCAAAAAUACGGCAAAAGUGUCGAUUGGUGGGCGUAUGGUGUCUUACUUUACGAAAUGUUAGCCGGACAACCACCAUUUGAUGGUGAGGAUGAAGAUGAACUUUUCAAUGCGAUUACCGAUCGUAAUGUAUCGUAUCCGAAAUCAAUGACAUUCGAAGCUGUGAAUAUCUGCAAAAAGUUGAUGGAGAAAAAUCCUCAGAAACGUCUUGGUUGCCAUGUAAUAAACGGCGAACGUGAAAUCAAAGAGCAUACAUUCUUUCGUCGCAUUGAUUGGCAAAAGAUCGAAGCGCGUGAAGUUCAACCACCAUUCAAACCUAAAAUAAAAGAUCCUCGUCAAGCGGAGAAUUUUGAUAAAAGCUUUACAAAUAGUCCAUUUAAGAAGACUGAAUGUGAUAAAGUUGUACUCGAAUCCAUUGAUAGAGAUACGUUUCAACAUUUCUCCUGUUAUAAUCCUCACUUCGUCCGUGAUCACUAA